CGCUGCAUCCAACCGCUUCCCAAUCGCAGUCCCAUGGUUCGCCUCGCCUUUUUCCGUUGAAGUAAUAUAAUCCAACCCCUCUCAUCUACCCAGCUACCCCUCCAAGCUAAUGCACCCCUGGGGGCCACUCCGCAGCUUCAACAAAUCGCCAGACCGCGAAACAAAUCCAACCAUGGCUCUCCGUACGCCUACAUGUCCCUCGAUCCCAGGGACUGCACGAUCCACUCCCCAUGCCAGCCACGCGAGAACUCUCACCUGAAACACGAAUCAUUCGCGCUCGUGAGCGAUGCAAUGCGAGUAUCCGCCAGCCCACGGGAACUUGCCCUGCCCUGCCCUGCCCUGCCCUGCCCGCUCCACUCCACACUGACACUCCAACCCCCAUCAUCCCAGCCUCCCACCACACCCGCAUAUGCGUCCUCCAACCCGCGUGCGCAUAUCCUCGGUCCAGCAAUCCCGCAACACACCUACAUAUGCACUCCUCCCGAGUAUCCCCAAACCCCGCCGGUGUGCUCCAUCCACGUGCAUGCAAGCGCCGCAAUUCCCUCUCCCCCUUCUGCCCUUCACCCCCAAAAGAUGCUACCGCUACUACCGCGGUACCUCAGAAGGCCGCAGCAGUCCGAGCCGACAUCGCACGAGGCCCCAGCCCUUGCGUUACGCUGCUGCUGCUGCUGCAACGCAAACAAUGUAUGCAACCUACCCGCGCAUCCUAGGCCACGUGCGCCCAUUCUCUUCCCAUGCCCGAGCCUCACGCCACUUGCAGCUCACCCCGCUAGUUCCAUCCCUUAAUCUCCAAAAAGCAAAAAAAAGAAAAAGAAAGCAGUUGCGAAACCUUGCGAUUUGGCGCGCAAAAC
This is a messenger RNA of Mytilinidion resinicola, 851 nucleotides long. RefSeq lists its product as uncharacterized. NCBI's taxonomy places the organism in Eukaryota, Fungi, Ascomycota, Dothideomycetes, Mytilinidiales, Mytilinidiaceae. The record is from RefSeq and is a predicted model, not a curated record. The transcript has a single exon. Bases 193 to 786 code for a protein of 197 amino acids.